AUUUUUUGCCACCAGAAUGAGCCAAGACGAUGGAGCAGCGGAGGCGGAGGCGACGGUCCGAGUUCCGAUGAACAUUGCACUUGUCAAGUAUUGGGGAAAACGAGAUGAUCUACUCAUUCUGCCGCUCAAUGAUUCGAUUUCACUGACCGUGGAUCGGCUGACGGCGGAGACGACAAUUCGGAUGGUUCCUGGAGUUGGGAAGCAUACGGUAGAAAUAAAUGGAAAAUCAGUGGAACUGAGCUCCAACAAACGAUACCAAACAGUCUUCGAUGAGGCUCUCCGACUUCAGAGGAAACGAAAAGAAGCAGAAGCAUCAUCGGCGGAUUCAAAUGGAAAUGAUCCUCCGCCGAUCUUCUACCAUUUCCACGUCACCUCGACUACGAAUUUUCCGGUUGCAGCUGGGCUGGCAUCCUCGGCCGCCGGAUUUGCUGCAAUUGCAUUGGCAAUUCAACGGAUUCUACGACUAGAUGAUUCUCAAGCGAAUCGGCUCGCAAGAAUUGGAUCAGGAAGUGCCUGCCGGAGCAUGUAUGGAGGAUUGGUGCAUUGGAGGAAAGGGGAGAUGGAUGAUGGAUCGGAUUGUUUGGCUGUGAGAACAGAAGCCGCCGCCAACUGGGAAGAUCUCUACUGCAUAAUUCUAGUCUUCGACGAUGGCCGCAAAAAAGUGGGCUCCAGUGAAGGAAUGCGAAGAUCACGAGAAACAUCUCAACUUCUCAAGCAUCGCAUUGAAUCGAUAGUUCCUCAACGAAUCCAACAAAUCCAGGAAGCGUAUACUUCACGGAAUUUCGAGCAGCUCGCACGCGUCAUCAUGGCCGAUAGCAAUCAAUUCCACGCGGUUUGCAUGGAUUCUACGCCGCCAAUUCGGUAUUUGAAUGAAGCAUCGUGGCAGUUAAUCGACACAGUUGAAGAGUUUAAUAUUGGAGGAAUUCGAGCUGCUUAUACAUUUGACGCCGGUCCGAAUGCGUGUGUUAUUGUGCAAAAAGAAAAUGCGUCUCAAUUCCUGAAAGCUGUGCUCCAAACUAUCCAAGUCCCUUCAGAAGAUCUACAAGUCAUUGGAAAAGAGCUCGCCGAGCAAUUUGACGUCCCAGCGGAGCCGACGACGAAAUGCUCCAAAUUAAUUAUGAGCCCAAUGGGUGGCGGGCCUCAGGAAUAGGAAUCUUUUAUAAUUAUUGUUGUUCUUGUUGAAUUUUUAUUGUUUUUUAAAUAUAGAUAGAAUAUAUGAAUUAAUUUGAUAUU
Messenger RNA from Caenorhabditis elegans, 1233 nucleotides. RefSeq names its product Diphosphomevalonate decarboxylase (gene Y48B6A.13). The transcript is spliced from 4 exons. The record is from RefSeq and is marked reviewed. Gene Ontology annotation, molecular function: diphosphomevalonate decarboxylase activity; carboxy-lyase activity. Gene Ontology annotation, biological process: isoprenoid biosynthetic process; isopentenyl diphosphate biosynthetic process, mevalonate pathway; cholesterol biosynthetic process. Gene Ontology annotation, cellular component: cytosol. Bases 17 to 1150 code for a protein of 377 amino acids. NCBI's taxonomy places the organism in Eukaryota, Metazoa, Nematoda, Chromadorea, Rhabditida, Rhabditidae.